Molecule: messenger RNA, 1524 nt
Organism: Ananas comosus (pineapple)
Lineage: Eukaryota; Viridiplantae; Streptophyta; Magnoliopsida; Poales; Bromeliaceae
Product: protein JINGUBANG-like
Exons: 3
Coding region: 1-1254 (417 amino acids)
Molecular function (GO): protein binding
Source: RefSeq, a predicted model, not a curated record
AUGCACAGAGACACAGGCAACAAACAACAAACACUUAUAAUUCCCCUAGCCGCCGAUAUCGGCCCCCUAGAAUCGGCCCCGAUCCGCCGACGCACCCAACCUACAAUCACUUCCUGCAGCAGCAGCAGCAGCAGCAGCAAAUGCAGAAACAGCAGUAGGUGCUCCUACAAGCAAUUAGCGGUGCUCUCGGGGCACGCCGGCUCCGUCUCCUGCGUCGCCCUCUGCGGCGAGUUCGUCCUCAGCGCCUCCCUCGGCGACGACAUCGUCCUGUGGCAGCAGCCCGAUCUCCGCCAGUUCGCCAGGUUCGGCCACGGCGGCACCGGCUCGGUGAAGGCGCUCGCGGCCUCCGGCGCCCGCGUGUUCUCCGCGCACCAGGACGGCCGCAUCAGGGUCUGGAAGGUCUCCCGCCGCGGCGGCGCCGGCGCCGGCCCCGGCCGCGAGAACGCCCUCCGCCUCGCCGCCACGCUGCCGACCGCCAGGGACUACCUGGGCCGCUGCCUGAAGCAGAGCAACUACGUCGAGGCGCGCCGCCACCACCGCAGGCUCUGGAUCGAGCACAUCGACAGCAUCUCCUGCUUGGCCAUCCACGCCGGCUUUAUCUACUCCGCUUCAUGGGACAGGACUCUCAAGGUGUGGAGAUUAUCCGAUUACAAGUGCUUGGAGUCGAUUCGGGCUCACGACGACGCCAUCAACGGCCUCGCAGCCGGUAACGGAUUCAUCUACUCGGCAUCGGCCGACGGAAAGAUCAAAGCCUGGGCCAAAGGGAAGAGCUCGCACUACCUGAAAGCCUUGUUGGGGGCCUACGACGACGUGUCGUGGAACGCGGUGGUCGCGUGCGGCGACGGCCGGUCGGUGUACGCAGGCGGCUCCGACGGGCGGCUCGCCGGGUGGGAGAUAGACCCCAGCAGAAAUGGAUCCUGGAGCCUGGUUUGCGACGUCGGCAGAGCCCAUGACAUGGCCAUUCUGUGUUUGUGCUCCAUGGGGGAUCAAUUUGUGUGCAGUGGAUCAGCUGAUAAGAGCAUUGGGGUGUGGAGGAGAGAGAAAGGUGGUGGAGUUUGCAGAGUUGGAGUGGUGAGGGGGCAUGAGGGGCCAGUGAAGUGUGUGCAAGCUUUGGAGAGUAGUAGGGUUGGGGAGGGGUUUAUGUUGUACAGUGGGGGGAUUGAUAAGAGCUUGAGAGUGUGGUGGAUUGCAAAGGAUUGUAGUGAGAGAAAGAGCAAACAAGCAGAGGAUGAGAAGUGCAUUGUGUUGAGGUAGAACAGAAGGGGUGAUGCUUUUGGUGGUUUUGGUGUGUUUUGGGUUCUUCCUGCUUCUCUCAAGUUUUUAGUUGGAGGAAGCAUUUGAUCAUGUGGUUUAGAUUUGGUUGAUUUGUUGAAUUCAUUGUGAGUUUGGUUAUACUUCACACACAUAGUUUUACUCACAAGUCAUUGUGAUUGUUUUCAUCAAAUUGUGUGAGAUAAAAUUUCUCAGAUGAUGUACACAAAAAUGUCAGUGUUGUGGUAAUUACAUGUAAUAUAUAUUAUUAAU